AGUGCAUCCCGCCCAAAACACCAACAACUUGAACAUGUUACUUGUAGUAGCCCGCCCUCAUAUCUAUUAACCGCUUCACGUUCCGUUCAACUUAGCUGCCGUACCCUAUAAAACGGCAAACCUAUGUCACUCGGAGACUUAGACUUGCCCGUCACUGUGACCUAAAACCACGAAUGAAUCGCCCACGACUGCGGCCCUCUUGAUAGCCCGCCCGCCGCGCGCAUUGUUGUGGGAAGGCAUGCUCUGCUCAUGCCAGUGUCCUUGGACCACCAGCAGCACUGCAAACUCGACUCGAACUCGCACAUCUUCUCGCCAGAUUAGAUUGCCUCUUUCUUGAUCUCAUACAGUACUAGUACCUACAUUAGCAACUGUCCGAGCCGAUACUGCAUCACCAUCACCUUCCUAUUUCUUGCCUCAAAACAUAAGGUACUAGCGAACGAUACGAUACAUUCCAUGCUGCCACCAUCAUGGCGCCUUCAGUAAUCCACGUCGCGAGCCAACUCCGACAACUCGUGUACUACCACCUCGACAACAACCUGCUCAAAAACGCCCUGUUCCUCGCUUCUCGACUCGUUGCCUACGAACCACGGUCCGCCGAAUCCGCGUAUUUACUAGCAUACUGUCAACUACAGUCCGGCUUUGUCAAGGCUGCAUGGGACACCAGUCGGCCAGCUGGGUUAAGAGGGUCACAUUUGGGAUGCAGCUAUGUCUUUGCGCAGGCCUCGCUUGAACUGGGCAUCUAUGUUCAGGGUUUGACCGCGUUGGAGCGAUCCAAACACCUGUGGCAGAAUCGAAACACAUGGAGUCAACACAGCGAAACCAGACGGCAACAUCUGCCCGAUGCCGCUGCCGUGUUGUGUCUGGAGGGCAAGUUGUGGAAAGCACACAGAAACACCGACCAGGCCGUGGAAUGUUGGGCCGCCUCUUUAAAGCUAAACCCUUUCAUGUGGGACGCUUUCAUGGGCCUUUGCGAGGCCGGCGCCAAAGUCAGUGUGCCCAAUGUUUACAAAAUGACCGCCGAGAUGAUAGCUAUGACCCAUUUGGCUCAGCAACAGAAUGCAAAGUUUGAAAAUGCCGCACCAGUGACGACUACUACGGCAUCACAACAAAUACAGCCUCACAACAAUUCCGGCCCACCGGAUCCUUUUGUGUCGACGACGCAGAAACCGAACGGACACCCACAACCGGGUAAUUCUGUUCUUUGGGAGAAGUUGAAUGGCAGCAAGAUGAGCGUCAACACUACAAGCACUGGUGGUGUCCUUGAUGAAGAAGGGCUAAACACCCCUUCAACUGAAGCUGAAGUGGACGAGGGUGUGUUGCAGCAAGCCGGCACCAUGAAUCAGAAUCAGCAUCAUGAACCUCCCCCAGCGCCCACACGGAAGGCCAAGGCCGCAGCAGAAGCUCCAGCUGAGCCUCCCCCUAGAUGGAAGACCGGUUCGACGAGACUGAGAACGAAACCCAAGGUGGCCUCUGACGACACCACGGUGUUACAAGACCCGCCUGCACCAACGGCACCGGCUAAGAGGACUGUUUCUGGUCAUCCAGCUGGCGCGCCGUCCCAACAUACGUCGUUGGCGGCUACGGAAGGGCCCACGAGAAGAAGUAACCGGCUGCUCAACACAUCCAGACCGCCGAGUGCGACUAGUACGGCCGGAAGCAAGAUCUCUUCGUUGGCCAAUUCUCUGGGCCUGCGGGAGGGAAGAGAUAUCAAAAAAGCAAAAGCACCGGCUGCCAGGACCCGUACGGCAAAUGCAUCGACAGUGGGGCGGGUUGUCAGUGGGAAUCGAACUCGAACAGGCUCCACUGAUGCAAUGGACGUUGAGACCAAGGAGCAGCAAAAAGCUGCAAAUGUGCCUCCGGUGCCUCCGUUGCCGAACAACUCAAAGGUGCGAGCGGAAUCUGCCAUCCACAAGGAGCUUGAAGCAACUCAGACACUUCUGGACCUAUUCGGGAGGAUUGCCUCGGCCCAGUUAAGUCUAUCGAAUUAUGAUUGUCAGACAGCGAUCCAGAUCUACAACUCGCUUCCAUCGGCGCAACGCGAAACUCCUUAUAUCCUGGCUCAGAUAGGCAAAGCCUACCACGAGCAAGCGCAAUAUGCCGAGGCGGAGAAAUUCUUCAUUCGCGUGCGACAGUUGGCUCCCACGCGGCUGGAAGACAUGGAGGUCUAUUCUACAGUGCUGUGGCAUUUGAAAUCCGAGAUCGAGCUCGCCUAUCUGGCCCACGAGCUGGUGGCCAUCGACCGCCUGUCGCCACAGGCAUGGUGUGCGAUCGGCAACUCGUUUUCAUUACAGCGAGAACACGAGCAAGCUCUGAAGUGUUUUAGGCGUGCCACGCAGCUAGAUCCACAGUUUGCAUAUGGAUUUACUUUGCAAGGUCAUGAAUACGUGGCCAACGAAGAGUUUGAAAAGGCUCUGGAAUCCUACCGAGCCGCCAUUGCCGCCGACGGCCGCCAUUACAACGCCUGGUACGGCCUGGGCAAAGUUUAUGAGAAGAUGGGCAAAUGGACCAUUGCCGAACAACAUUAUCGAACCGCCGCCAAGAUCAAUCCGACAAAUGCCGUGCUUAUCUGUUGCAUUGGUCUUGUGCUUGAGCGACUCAAGCAGCCCGAGAAGGCUCUUCAGAUGUAUACCCGUGCAUGCACUUUGGCCCCGGGCAGCGCGCUGAGUCGAUUCAAGAAGGCCAGAUGUCUUAUGGCUCUAAGUCGGCCGCGAGAAGCCUUGGCGGAACUUUUGGUCCUCAGAGACGUCGUUCCCGAUGAAGCAAAUGUCUGGUUCCUCAUGGGUCGGCUGUACAAGACUUUGAGGGAGAAGGGAAACGCCGUCCGCGCUUUUACCAUGGCGCUGAACUUGGAUCCUAAGGCCGCACAAUUCAUCAAGGACGCAAUGGAAAGUCUGGACGACGAAGACGAAGACCCAUACGACGAGGAUGAAGACAUGGAUUGAUGACUCGGAUGAUGAUGAAGAUGCAUCAGCAGCAACAGGGCUUCAGCUGCAGGUGGUCACCGAAAACAAGAAGGGAAGGGUCUCCGGCUCUUAUUUCUUCUCUGGUUUGUGCAUGUACGUGUGUCUGUGUCUGUGUGGUAUUGCAUGGCUCGGAGCUGGGCUCGGUUGGGCUACUACCUUCGCGGCUCCCUGGGUUCCGAGGGUCCGGGGUCCGGGGGUUUUGGUUUGACAUUUUUGAUUUAGCGAGACUCGAACGGUCUCUUUUUGGGUUCAGGUGCAAAUGGGAUCCUAGUACCUCAAGGAUAUACAGUACAUACAUAAGCCGACAAGUCUGUCUGUCCUGUUCUGUUGUAUCAAUCAGCUUUUGCGUGUUCCUCUUUUUGGGGGUUCCCUUUUUGGAUUGGGAACGGAAACCGGAGCCUGGUGCUGGAAGGGGGCCGGUUAUUUCGUCUCGCCAUCCCGGUAUUGAUUGUCUGAGAAUAAGAAUACUACCUCAUGUGCAGGUGGUACUGUCAUGCGAUCCGAGUUCGAGUUCGUUGCAUGCAGUCAAGCAGAGCACACACAGGGCACCUGGAAUCCCUAGCCCGAACUGGAGAGCCUGAAUGCAAUGGCCAGGAGAAUGAAUAGUAAAUAAGUAAUAAUGACCGACUGAUCUGUUCAG
Exophiala dermatitidis NIH/UT8656 is the source of this 3603-nucleotide messenger RNA. RefSeq names its product anaphase-promoting complex component APC3. Gene Ontology annotation, biological process: cell division. The transcript has 2 exons. Gene Ontology annotation, molecular function: protein binding. NCBI's taxonomy places the organism in Eukaryota, Fungi, Ascomycota, Eurotiomycetes, Chaetothyriales, Herpotrichiellaceae. The record is from RefSeq and is a predicted model, not a curated record. Bases 468 to 2942 code for a protein of 824 amino acids.